ACUGCCUGGUAUCUGCCUUAAGUCCAUUACUUAUGUCCAUGUCAUUCGUUGGAUUGUUUGAUGUUUGGAAGAUCUUUAACUACGGAGAUGAAAAACCCGGAUGGAGAAGAACAUUUUUCAAAUUAUACCAAAUAGGAGUAAUUUGUCUCCUCGGUUUAAACUUUUCCCGCUAUUUCCUGGCAUAUCAUUCUUUUGACUUUGGAUCGGAUCUGCUUACAACAAUUUAUGUACAUGCUUGGUUCUUUCUAUGUUUCGCCUAUUCUGUUACGAACUACAGAAUGGUGCAGUAUCCUACAAAUCUAAUUCGGUUUUUUACACAAUGGAAACAGUAUUGGAUGAUGGUAAAGAAUGGGCCGAAUACACCGGAUGACGGUCAAGAAUGUUCGUGGAGGCAAAUGCGAAAACACGCCACAAUUGCUACGUUUGUGACAUUGUGUCUUUUUAUUGCAAAUAUCAGUUUUAUUUGUUAUUUGAUAUUUCAUCCGGAUAGUGAACCAAACCUCCUUGAACCAAUUACAAACACGCACGAAUUAUUUCCCUUGAUUGCAGGUUUCGGCCUAAUUGCUUUAGCGUACGCUUCCUCCACUUGGAUGUUUAUCGCUACUUUUCUUAUAGUUUUAUCUCUGUCUGUAUAUCACGAAUUUAAAAAUCUCGUCCUAAGAAUUGAGAAAAUGACACAAAAUUUGUCUUCUUCACAAAUACGGGAAAACAUGGAAGCUAUCCGGAUGCAACACACAGCCCUCUGCGAUAUGUUAGACACUGGUGAUAUGGUACUAAAGAACCAUGUCGGGAUGUGUAUAUUUAUACAUAUCUUCAACACUCUUCUGUUACUUUACAACCUUUGCUGGCACGACGCAGUUCGGGGGGAUUUAGGACAACUCUUCGGUCAUGUGUUUUGGCUCUUAGGGGCGGUUUCUAUGGCAACCAUCGUCAUGGCUGUUUGUUCUCUCGUGAACAUCAGGGCCCACGAACCUGCAAAAUUCAUAUACAAUUUGUCAAUGAAAGACAUCACCGCUGAUUUCGCCUUACAAGUGAAUGUAUUCCUACACCGACUGAACGGGCCACCAAUCGGUCUAACGGCAUGGUCCCUGUUUGUGAUAGACAAUCAGGUCAUUGUCAGUGUUGCGGGAAUACUGGCCACCUACUUUGUUGUCUUGCUCCAGUUUCAGCAAUCAGCAGCUGGUACCGCUGCAACCAGUUUAAAUGAUACAGUAGCCUAAAAUGGCAUUUAAAUCCAAGAAGCUUGGAACUAGUAUGUGAUACAGCACAGGUGUGAGAAAGCGGAACAUGACAAACAUUUUCUUUGGAUCAGUUCAUGCAUUUUGUUUCUGCGGGGAAUGUUUUGAUUGCAUCGAGUUAUUGACCUAUGAAAUUUUCUUCAAUUAAGACUGAAGAACAUUGCUGAAACCUGGGCCGGGUCUUUUUUCUUACAACGUUAUCAAAGACCUCGAAUGACCUCAUGUCCUUGUCAUGUCUUAUCAUCGAGUUUGAAUUACGAUUUUGUCACUUUUUUAUAUCCAUACACCUGUGUAUAUAUAUUUUUUUCCGAGUUAUGUCACCUGACUGAAAUGAAUAUAUAUAACACGAUAAAUGGUUCCCUUUACAUUUUGGCUCGAUUGUAUGUAGGGCUAUGUCGUAAAUAGUUUCUGUUGUUUUAUACUUCUUUGUAGGCUUACAUAGGCUUACAUAUGAUAUUGAUGGCUAUAUUUGCAAUGUGAUUUUCUUUAAAAUCAUAAUUUCAUAUUCAGCAUCAGUGAUCGGACGUGAAAAAAGGAACGGGGGCUACCUGUCUAGCUACAUGGGUUCGCUCCGGGAAUUUCGGGUUCUUCCCACAGAAACAUACUUCACGCGCCUACAUCUGGGUCAACACGAGUGAUUAAUAUUAUUUGAUAUAAUUGUUUCAUAAUUGUUGCAAAAGAAAUCAUGUUUAUAUUUUUAAGAGCUGAGGGAAUAUGAACGUUUUAUGGUUGACAUUCUGGUCUAAGCAGACUUUAUUUUAUACUCUUCUAUGAAGAGAAAAGUAUCAAUGUUUUUUUGUUCCCAUGGCAACAUCAUUUUUCUCAUUUUGAGGACGUUGCAUUUCCCGGAAUAGGCCGAUGACGUAAAGGACACGUGUCUUCAAAGAACAUUAUUCCAUUUUACUUUUUCAAAUGUCUAAAAUAAUAUUUUGUUUGGCCUCAUGUAAUUGAUUUUAAAGGAGGGAUGUUUACGCUUCGGUGUUUUGUUAAUGUUAAUUUUGCAUUUUAUUUCUUCCUGUUAUAAAAAGAUAACCUCACAAUACAUAUAUGAGCGUCACGUGUCAAGUUAAAUGACAGGACCUUUCUUUAUAAUAUAUUUUAGUAAAUUACCUUUGGGAAGGUUUAAUGUCUAAUAUAUAAACAACUUCAUGAAGAAGUUAUAUAUAUCGCUGAAACGUUUGAGUUAUUUCAUAUUCAUCAAUAUGCAUUGAAGCAUUUCAAGCACAGUCUUACAAUCUGAAUUGUAUAGUGUUUGGAAAAAAGUUCAUUCAAUUAUUACAAAUGUCUCAUUAUUGAUCAGUGUAGUAUCUUUUAAUACCGUAGUAACUUGUGGUCGUUGUUUUCUUAAGCUGUCAUUUUGUAAUAAAUUUUGUAUAACCUUUUUGA
Molecule: messenger RNA, 2624 nt
Organism: Pecten maximus
Lineage: Eukaryota; Metazoa; Mollusca; Bivalvia; Pectinida; Pectinidae
Exons: 4
Coding region: 33-1220 (395 amino acids)
Biological process (GO): sensory perception of taste
Cellular component (GO): membrane
Source: RefSeq, a predicted model, not a curated record